AUGUUUCGUCCAGGUUUCGGAGGCUUCGACCCCGAAGACCCCGCCGCCAUGUACAACCUGGCGCGUACGGGUACGAUGCGUGGCCCGCGCCGCUUCGACGAGUACUUCCGUUGCUAUCCUCUGGUCAUGGCACCGGGAGCAGAGAGACCCGAGCUGAACUACGGUUCCAAGAUAUUCCUACCACCGUCCGCCCUCCAGAAGAUCUCCACCCUCCACGUACAAUGGCCUCUCAUGAUGGAGCUGGUUAAUGGCGAUAAGGAGCGCCAGACGCAUGCCGGUGUGCUGGAGUUUGUGGCAGAGGAGGGCCGCGCAUACAUACCACAAUGGAUGAUGCAAACACUACAACUAGAUGUUGGCGAUAUGAUCCAGAUCAAGUCGACUUCUCUUGAGCUUGCCAAGCUGGUCAAGCUCCAACCGCAGUCCACCAACUUUCUCGACAUCAGCGAUCCCAAGGCCGUCCUCGAAAGAGCCUUCCGGAACUUCGCCACCCUGACCAAGGGCGACGUCUUCAACUUCGAGUACAACGAUGAGGUCUACGAGAUGGCAGUCCUGGAGGUCAAACCCGAGACGGAGAAGAUGGGUGUGUGUAUGAUUGAGACGGAUGUGUCGGUCGACUUUGCGCCGCCCGUGGGAUACGUCGAGCCGUCCAAGAGCAGCGGAACCAGCAUACCCAGAAGUACGCGUGGAGGAUUGCCUGCUGGUGGACUUCUACACAACCAGGGGACUAUGGCACAGUCUAUCAACUACGAUGCCAUCGCGCCUGGUGCCUCGACGGCCGCGGCAGGUGCUCGGGCGGUGUCCUCACAUUUCCUUAGUGAAGGACACAAGCUCGUUUCCAAGAAAGGAAGCAAGGCUCCCAUCCCGAAACCUUCCACUCCCGUCGCAAAUGCGUCGUCAAAUACGGCACCCAUUCCCCGCCGAACCACCAACGGACCCAUGCCACUCCGACUGCCGCCCAACAAGCUCUUCUUCGGCUACGAGAUCAAGCCUGUCAAGACGGAUGCCGACAAGGAGGCAGAGAAGGAAAAUGCCAAGAGGCCGUAUUUUGCUGGUCAGGGCCAGACCCUUCGAUCGGGUGCUGUCAAGCGCAAGGGUGACGACGACGACGACGACAAGAGUGCUGACAAAGGCAAGGCACCCGAGAAGAAGCCGGACGAGGGACGUCGGCUCGACGGACGGAAGGCGUAG
This is a messenger RNA of Anthostomella pinea, 1188 nucleotides long. The record is from the annotation of a GenBank genome assembly. Lineage: Eukaryota; Fungi; Ascomycota; Sordariomycetes; Xylariales; Xylariaceae.